Molecule: messenger RNA, 2145 nt
Organism: Neohortaea acidophila
Lineage: Eukaryota; Fungi; Ascomycota; Dothideomycetes; Mycosphaerellales; Teratosphaeriaceae
Product: putative phosphatase regulatory subunit-domain-containing protein
Exons: 2
Coding region: 1-2145 (714 amino acids)
Biological process (GO): regulation of glycogen biosynthetic process
Cellular component (GO): protein phosphatase type 1 complex
Molecular function (GO): protein phosphatase 1 binding; glycogen binding
Source: RefSeq, a predicted model, not a curated record
AUGCCGUACACUCCCCCCACCUCGCAGUCUCCUGCGCUCACCCGAUCCUCAUCCUACUGCGACGAUGCCGCCGCCCCACGCUCACCCACCCUGGUCCGGCCGGGGGCCCCGCCUCGUUCCAACUCUUCGACGGCGUACAUGAGCAAGCAUCGCCGCUCGCCGUCAAUCAAAUCCGACGGCGCACCGCCGACCCCAACCGAGGUGCCGGAGUCCGGCGUGCAUACCACCGACUUUGCCCCGAGCGAGAGCCUGCAUGACUCCUCCACCGGCCUUCACAUGAUCUCACAGCGUGGUAUGCCCUCGCCUCCGGAGUCAUCCGACAGCUCCGACGGCGACGAACACGCCGUCCGUGGCAGAGAGCUGGCUAACAGCUGGGACGAGCUGCAAAAAGCCGUGCAAGGCAUAAGCCAAAGACGAGAGAGCUCACCGGAGAAGCCGGGAGCUGCUGUGAGGGGAAAGCCGGCCGCGCCUGCAGCUACAUCAGCGUCUGCACCCACAUCGGAAACCGCCUCGCCUACCGCGCUGUCGGCAGAGGCACGGAAGAUUUCCCACUCUCGAUCGUCGACCGAAGUCUACAUCCCACCCCGGGCCACCUUUGAGUCGCCCAAUCACACCUCUGAUGACAGUGAUGAAGACAACUCCAACAACUCCCUCAGACCCGCACUGGUGCGCAAGAAAUCCGGCGAACUGGUGAAGCCUGCCCUUCGACCGUCAUCGCGGCGUCGAUACUCGAGCAUGCCGGGCACGCCAACGUACUCCAAGACGGUGCACUUCAACGACAGCGACAACCAGACUCGACAUUUCCUGCAAGUAGACAAGCCCAUCGCCGUCAGCGCAGGGACGUCACCUGUCGAACAGUUCGAGGGCGAGACCGACUUUCCCUUCGAAGGAGAGCGCGAGAUCAAGCUGUCCAACUUCCCCGUCGACACCGUCACUCGGCAAGCAAGCCCGAUCCGGGUGGAACGGAUAUUCUUGUCAUCCGACAAGCAAACCCUCAUUGGCGUGUGCAUGGCGCAGAACAUUGCCUUUCACAAGGCCGUGGUGGCCCGCUUUACCCUCGAUUACUGGAAGACGACGUCGGAGGUUGCUGCCGAGUACAACAACGACCCCAAGAACGCGCCGGGCAAUGGGUGUGAUCGCUUCAACUUCCACAUCAAGUUGUCGGAUCAAGCCAACAUCGAAGACAAGACCUUGCUGCUGUGCGUACGAUACAACGUAGGCGGCCAAGAAUUCUGGGACAACAAUAACAACGCCAACUACCAAAUCGACUUUACCCGAGCCGUGCGCCAGCCAUCCAAGUCGACGAUGACGAGCGGUCUGGGCGCGCGCCCUCUCAAUGCCAUCCCGCGCAGUCGACACUCUCCGCCGGCUAGCGCUCGUGGACGGCAAGAAUCGCUCGACGAUGACUUUGCCGUCCGACCAGACCGCGAAUCGGCAUACUCGCGGAGCUCGGCACAAAGCCUGCUGGGCGACACGCCGAACGCGAUCAAGCUGAAAGCACGCAAACGGGGAAGCCUCUUCCCAUCUGCUACCGAUCCCGCCCCGGGCAAUGGACUGGGCGGCCGGUACGAUUUUGGCGCAUCCCUCUCUGCAGCGCUUUCACAAGCACAAGAGAAGAUCAGUCGGCAGACCGCACACGCCAAGGCGGAGCAUGUCCACUUGGGCCCCGUGGAGCGCAAGGAGCGUCCCACGAAGGCCGAGGAGCGACCGGACGCCAUCACUACCGACCGACCGGCGAUGGGCUCCGACCAAUACAAGGACCUCGUCCAAAAGUUCUGCUACUUCACGCCUGGCACUGGAAAGCAAGCCUCGUCCCCUCCACACGCCGAGGCAGAGGUCAAGUCGGCACCAUUGGAGAAUGCGGGCGGCGUCGGCACCGACGGAACCAACGAGGCCGGCGAGUACGAGCCAUCUUCCACCACGGACUCUGGGACAUCUUCGCCCGCUUAUGCAAGCGAUGGCAAGCCAGCAUCGCCCGUGCGGAGCUCGUCUUUUGCAUCUCGAUCUGCGUCCCCAGGCGCGGUGACUGGAGGAGGGCUGGGUGGUCGUGCGGCGUCGCCGAUCAGCUUUGGGUAUCCCUACCACCACAGCGCUCGUGAUGGCUACCUUUCCGACUCUCCGGCGCCUACGGCGAUCCAAGGCUAG